This is a messenger RNA of Sarcophilus harrisii (Tasmanian devil), 2186 nucleotides long. It is a transcript of the gene BCAM, whose product is annotated as basal cell adhesion molecule (Lutheran blood group). NCBI's taxonomy places the organism in Eukaryota, Metazoa, Chordata, Mammalia, Dasyuromorphia, Dasyuridae. The record is from RefSeq and is a predicted model, not a curated record. Gene Ontology annotation, cellular component: plasma membrane. The coding region runs from base 68 to 1771 and encodes 567 amino acids. The transcript has 13 exons.
GCCCCAUGGUUCCCCAUAGACAGACCGCUCAGGAAACAGCUCUCCCCUGGUCGUCGCCGCGGGGAGAAUGGGAGCUCUGAAGAGAAACGAGGACCCCGACGUGAAGCCGAGCGCUGCCUUCCAUCUGCAUCCCAACGGGUCCCUGCAGCUGCUCUCGGCAGAGAUGGGUGAUGAGCGGGACUACACGUGCCAGGUCCUCACCGGGACCGCGGAGAAGGGCCGGGCAACCAGCCACCUCCGAGUCUUUGUGGCCCCUGAGCCCCCAGAGGUCACUCCCAACCGAGGAACCAUUUCUGUCAUUGACGAUAUAGCUCACGAGAUAGCCACCUGUACCAGCCGAAAUGCCAAUCCUGCCCCCAGCAUCAGCUGGUACCGGGACGGGGAGGCCCUGCAGAUCACUACAGAGCUGAACAGGGAGCUCUACACCGUGAGCCGCACCGUCCGAGAGGCCUCCGGGCUCCAGUCCCUCACCAGCAUCCUCUACCUUCGGCCCAAGAAGUCCGACCGCGACGUCGCCUUCCACUGCAGGGCCACCUACCAGCUGCCCAAUGGCCAGCAGGACUGGCAAGAUGCUGAGCCCUUCUAUCUCACACUGCACUACCCCACCGAGAACGUGCAGUUCUGGGUGGCCAGCUCAGCGGCCCCGGGCGGCUGGGUCCGAGAGGGGGACACCGUCAGCCUCCUUUGUCGGGGAGACGGCAACCCAGCUCCCGAGUACAUCUUCACCCUGGACCAGGGAAAAAAGGAGGAAAAGUCCCUGGAGACCAACACCAACGGCAACCUGACCCUGAGGGACGUCUCCCGGGACCAGAGCGGCCUGUACCAGUGCGAGGUGGCCGACUUUGACGCCGACCCGGAGGUGGAGCUGGUCCAGAGGCUGGAGCUCCACGUGGGAUACCUGGACCCCCUGGAGCUAAGCCCGGGAGAGAACGUGACGGUGCCCUUGGGGGGCACCACAAAGCUGGGCUGCUUCACCUCUGGGGACCCGACCCCCGAACUCCUCUGGACUAAGGAUUCCAUCCCCCUGCACCAAGGCCCCCAGCUCACCCUCACCAACGUCUCCUUCACUUCGGCCGGCGUCUACACCUGCGAGGCCUCCGUGCCCAAGCUGCCCGGGCUUACCCGGACCCGGCAACUGCAGCUGUUUGUGCAAGGUAAGCCCAGGACCUGGAGGGCUGGGAGCGGGCUGGGUGGGGCUGCUGGGCCCUGCCUCCCGCUGACGUCCUCCUGCUCUCUGGCUGGAAUGGAGGAGUGGCCCCAGGGCAGCAGCGGCUGGACUGAAGGGGAUGAAGUGACCCUCACCUGCCUCUUGGGGACACCCCAACACCCGGCUGGGGCUGGGACUCAUUCAGGGGAACAUCUACCCUCCCAGGUUAACAGAAUCAUCGGUGGCUGGGUCCAGAGUUCGCUGAAACUGAAGGUGAUGGGAACUGUCGCCAGGGAAGGAGUCACCUGCACAGCCUCCAACCCCCUGGGUCAUGCCCAGCACACCUUCCACUUUGAGGCAGUGGCCCCACAGACCCCCCAAGCAGGCGUGGCCGUGAUGGCAGCCGCCGUCAGCGUGGGACUCCUGCUCCUGGUGGUUGCUCUGUUUUACUGCAUGCGCCGGAAGGGCCGCUGCUGCCGUAGGCGGGAGAAGGUGCCCCCGCUGCCCCCGGAGCCUGAGUCGAGCCGUCCCGGCAUGGAUCGCCCGGAGCAGACAGGCCUGCUGUCGGCAGGCGGAGGUGGAGGGGGCGGCCGUGGAGGCCAUGGCUUUGGGGAUGAGUGCUGAGACUCAGGACUCUGGCCGGCCCUCAGCCCCACCUUCCAUCUUUCACCAGGCUCAGAGAGAGCUGUUCGCAGGUGGUGGGAGUGGGGGGGGGUACCCUCAAUCUGGUCCCAGCCACUCCUCCCCCCACUUCCUUCCCCCGCCUGAGACUCAGGAUUUGGGACCGGGCCUGGGCGGCCCGCCCUGCAGAGACGAGGACCUCCUCCCCCGGCCCCUGAAAUAUCCCCGGGUUCUUGGCCCGCGGCCUGGCCUGGGAGGAGGGGGUCAGCGGAGGAGCUAUUUUUACCAGCCUCUGAGGUCUGCCCUCCCUCCCUUCUACUGUAAAGUCUGACACUGGAUCCCUGCCCACCCCUCACCCUUGCUUCACCUUGGUCAGAAACACUGGAGACUAAAUAAAGGCCGUCAGGCAGCCCACCCA